Messenger RNA from Heterobilharzia americana, 560 nucleotides. The record is from the annotation of a GenBank genome assembly. Lineage: Eukaryota; Metazoa; Platyhelminthes; Trematoda; Strigeidida; Schistosomatidae.
GUAUUUCUGGACGAGUUGCAGGUGGCGGUCGAGUCAAGAGUUUUUUUGAAGUGGUCUGCCCAUCGUUUCCUUUGCAUCUCCCCUUUGAUAAUUAAAUUUCUUCCAUCAUCUUUUAUUGGUUUUAUCUGUGUUGAUCUCUUCCCAGACAGCAAGUUACCUGGUUAUUUGAUAUAAUGUUGUCAGGUCUCUGUCUUUCCUACCAGCAACGUGUUCUGCUUCACUUGCCAGUGUAUCGUGGAAGUGUCUUUUGUCUUUGCGUGCACUCUUCUUCACUACUUUGUCCAGUGUUUUAUACGUCGUACUCAGUUCUUCUUUUCGUUGUGCAUCCUUGCGCUGGUUCACCAUCGUCCAUUAUAUCUGCUCUGUCAGCAUCCAUGUGUCCAUCUAGAUCCAUUGCUUAUCUUCUUUCUUCUUCCUUCCCAACGUGGUUAUGCAGGUUUCCUUCCACAUCUGUUUCAAAGAGCUCCAGUGUUCUUCCAUGCCCGAUCCUUCAGGGAUAUUGCUCUAUGCCUCCUAUUUUGUUCUGAUGAUUGGCUGACGUGAAGAUGUCCUUUGUAGUU